Helianthus annuus (common sunflower) is the source of this 1062-nucleotide messenger RNA. RefSeq names its product sister chromatid cohesion protein DCC1. Gene Ontology annotation, cellular component: nucleus; chromosome, centromeric region; chromatin. Gene Ontology annotation, biological process: maintenance of mitotic sister chromatid cohesion; mitotic sister chromatid cohesion. The transcript has 4 exons. Bases 105 to 845 code for a protein of 246 amino acids. The record is from RefSeq and is a predicted model, not a curated record. Lineage: Eukaryota; Viridiplantae; Streptophyta; Magnoliopsida; Asterales; Asteraceae.
ACACAGAGAACCCUAAAUCGAAUACCACCUCUGCUUCUAGAUUGGCUAUUUCUGUCCCCAAACCUGUUGUUGGACACAUCUGCUUGCUUCUGCGCCAGCCAGGGAUGGGAAAUAUUGAGCUUGAUGAAUUUAAAAAGCAUGUCUCUAACCAAAGACUAAAGGAGGCGGCGGUUGCUGUUAUUAAGGUGGCUCCUGGAAGCAUGGAGUUUGUUAGAUUAGAGAAACUUAAAAAACUUCUGCUAGAAAACCCCUACACAUCCGGUGAGAUGCCUGAUUGUGGUUUGUAUCGAUGGGAUGAGCUAAAGCGCGAGGUGCCGGGAGCUACUGACGAGGAACUAGCGUCCGCUCUUAGGGUUCUUUCAGCCGUAGAGAUUAAUGGGUAUUGGAGAUUUGUUGAUGAUAUGUACAUGAAUCAAUUGCUACUCACAAUUAUAUGGAUAUCCACAAUCAAGGGCUGGACUUUGAGUUCACUUGAUAAAAUUGAGCUUGUUGAAUCUCUAGUGGACUGGGGAUUCUCUAAAGUUGUUGCCCACCAUUGUUUCCAACUGUACGGUAGGACAACAUAUGGGGGUGGAUGGGAGAUGGAUACGACACGGGUUUGUUUACAUGUUGCACGCCGGAUAUUAGCUAAUGGAAAAAUGAAAAUCGGAGCUUUUAUGGAGGAAUGGGCAAGGCAUAUGCCUGUAGAAUUGCCUCUGAGUUUGGAUAUUUUGCAAGGGGAAGUUUUGGUAGAACAAUCUUCGGUUUAUUUGCCAUCAGACCGUUUUCCAGGCUAUUUCAAGAACGGGCCAAAUGGGAUUGGAAGGAUUUACACUCUUACAUCAGUGUUCCGCAAGAUGCACUAGAACAAGUUAACUGCCGAUGCUGUGCAAGAUGAUUUUCUGACUUUCGUUUCUCUCGUUGUUGAGUAUAUAUAUGCUUGCUUGCCUGUCUAACUUUGAUGUUUACUAUUUAUUUCGUCACAUAUGAAGUUUUUGCAUUGGUUAUUUAUGCCACUUUGAUGUGCAUUCGUUUCAUCACAUAUGAAGUAUUGCAUCCAAGCAGAGAAACCUUAAACCGGAA